Messenger RNA from Scleropages formosus (Asian bonytongue), 4824 nucleotides. RefSeq names its product SMC5-SMC6 complex localization factor 2 (gene slf2). The coding region runs from base 229 to 3087 and encodes 952 amino acids. The record is from RefSeq and is a predicted model, not a curated record. NCBI's taxonomy places the organism in Eukaryota, Metazoa, Chordata, Actinopteri, Osteoglossiformes, Osteoglossidae. The transcript has 22 exons.
UUGCGAAAGUACUUCCUGGGUGAAACCGCCCAGCUUAGGAAGUAGCGCGGAAGCCAGGUCAACCCUGAUUUGUCGUGUUCAAGUUGUGUCGUAUUUUUGAAAACUUCAGCGAUAUGGGGACAUGAAAAACUGUUUUCAUGUAAAGGGGAUGGAGAAAGUAUUUUGUAAACAGAAAUUAUGGUCUACGAAAAAGAAACCAAGAAAUUCAAAAUUUUCUGACUGUUAACAAUGCAGGACAGAACCCUGACUGACCACUAUACACCACUGGCAACGCAGCAGACACAGAUGACUGAGCAGGGUGAGGCCAGCACUGGCCAGAGCAAAGCACCAAACCGCCUGAGGGAGAAAUUCAACUCUAUGGUUAAAGACUUCAUUCCCCUGGGAGUCCCUCGGCAUGUGAGCCUGGAUCACAAAGACUCCACCACCCACAGACCAGAGAGACAGGGGAUCAGCCCGGCUUGUAGAAACUCAGCCUCUCAGCCCAAACAAGCACUGUUCCUUACAAGCCUUGAAGUAAACCUGAACAAAGUGAAAGUUUCCAGUGCUACUGACUUCAUCAAAAUCUCUGGGAGCAGCCAAGGUGCUGUCUUCAGCCCUUGCAUCUCGGGAAGUGGCUCUUCAGAUCACAGGAAACUGCAGUGUCCUUCUGAAAACUCUCCAGUGUGCAGUUCUUUGCUGACACUUCAGUCCUUAGGGAAGAGGAAAGUAGACUCAGCAGGGGUGGACAAAAGGAGCUGGAAACGGUCCUGUUCUACUCAUGUGGCUACAAGUGCUAAGUCUGCCAAAGAUAGGUUCCUGAGGAAGCAGGAGAUCUCUAUCUGUAGAACUCCAGGGGCAUCAGGGACACAGGACAGGAGUGCUACAGUGUCCCUCCAUGCCAAGACUGCAAGACAGCUGUUCAGUGAGCGAACCCAGGACCAGAACUGUGACUCUAAGGAGAAUAAUGGUGGCCUCUCUAAGCCUCACAUACAGCCUAUCAAAUCCUCACCAACCCAGUUAUUCAGACCAGCUGAGUCCCAGGCAACCAAGCAUCUCCAUACACAACCAGCUAAAUGCCAUGAAGCAGUUGGACUGAAGAGUACUCAGCCUUGUAGCUUGGCAGAAGGACCCAAAGACAGGCCUCCCCCUACCUGUGCAGUUGAUAGCACUUCUGGGCCAGCAGUGGCCCCAUCUCUUUCCAGUACAGAGGCUGUAAUCGACUGCCAGGAGCUGCAGCUGGACUUCGGCCUGGGGACUGUUGAUUGCAAGGUCAAUAGUAGAAAGAGGAGGAGGAGCAGCAGCAGCAGCACCAGCAGCAGCGAGGAUGAGCCUCUCCUCUCCCUGCAGGAAAUGCUAAACCACAGCACCUGCCACCCCAGCACACCCCAGAAGGAUGCUUUUUCAGAACCUUGUACCCCUCUACCCAAAGUCCCGCUACCAGCAUUCAGAGAUGGUCGGCCUAUAAAUUACAGAAACACUCUGGAACAGAUGCUGAAGGAAAAAGCUCGCAACCAGAAGCUAAAAGAUGUGGAAAAGAAGCUGUUGUACUCCAAGGAAGACCUGUUGAAGUUAGAUGAGGAUGAUGAGGGUGAGGGGAGUGGUGAAGAGGGAAUAUCUCCAGAGCACAGGGACAUCCUGCAGAGGUUCUCUGUGGUAUCCAGUGCCAUCCCAGACCUACACCCAGGAGAAGAUGUCUUUAACCUGGACAACUUUGGCCGCCUCUUUAGUCAACACACCUUGGAGCUCAAAAGAUGUGCUGUAACGCCACAGAACUUGGCCCAGAAAACCCUUCUACAAGCCAGUUCAGAGCAACUCCCCCUGCUUAUCAGUGCAGGGUUGCUCCUGAAGGCGUACCGCUCCGCACCUUGUCCUCCUGCAGUGUCCAGCUGGCUCUUUCGGAUGAUGUCAGUCCAUGCAGACAGAAAAACUUCCACACAGAUUCUCCAGUCAAUGAAAGACAUUUCUUUGAUAGCUGCUGAGCAGAUUGUAUUGAACCAGAACAAGAUGUUCGAGAUUUGGACACCAGGUCUGAAGGAAGUGGCACUCACCUUCCUCAAUAUGGGGGUACCCUUCGUUACCCUCUUUCCUCUGGAAUCUCUGCAGCCCCCUUUCACAGAGGGUGAUCUUUUACAGAGCACACUGAUCUUCCCUGAGGCCAGGACUGGUGAACAGAAAUUUAAGCAGGGUGCCUUUCCAAAGCACAAUGUGGAAAAUGUCAUUAAGUACUUGGAGGUGUCCAUGGCACUGGCUUCCAGAGCAUACAGCGACAAGGAGAUACUGCUGCUGUUAACUGCUAUCUGCAAAGUAAGCCUGGAGACGCAGUUGCAGCUUAUGCCUACAGAGGAUGUGAGAGCCUUGCUGACGCACCUGGUCGACAACACACGCUUUUGGGACCAACAGCUGCCUCGAAUUUGCCUGGCGCUGGCUGACCUGACAGAAGACCACCAUAACCUUAGGCACCUUGUACAACUGCUGCCGAACAACAAACGUGGAAAGCAACUCAGGAAACAUCUUAGUGUAUCUAUCAUCUCCAAACUGUUGAAUCACAGGUGCACAUAUAAACCCACACGGGCUGAUUUCCAGCUGGCAGACUUGCAGCAGUACCUCCCACAUAUGCGGCCAUCUGCAUUGCUAAGAGGCCUGCUAGCUGUGAAGAAAGAGGACAAAGAAGACGAUGAUACCAUUUCUCAGGACCAGCAGGUUUACUACCUUUGCUAUAGUCUUUUGAUUUUACUUAAUGAAGCUUCAAAUUUUGAGUCGUUUCCCUCAAGCCAAAAGAACCACCUAAUGACGCUCUGCGCUGAGCUGGAAAAGCAUAUCAAAUGUGAUAUCAGGGAAAGUGAAAAGCAUUUAUACAGGAGCAAGGUGAAAGACUUGGUGGCUCGGAUCUACACAAGAUGGCAAUUUCUCCUACAGAAGUCUAGGCCCCUGCAGGGCAAGCUGUAUGACUAUUGGCAGCCCCCUUUAGAAGAUGUAGAGUCUACCAGUCAGCACUGCCAGUCAGCUGGAGGGGAGGAGGGGCCAUUGGAGGAUGGAGAAAUCACCAGCAGGACAACAAGGUGUGAAGGCACUAACAAGGAUGUUGCUGUUUUGUCAGAGAUAAAUUAAGGUUGAGACCAGCUCUUACUUCAUUACAAUAUUUCUGGACAGAAAAUGUCUUUUUUUAUAUUUAAAUUUGCCAGUUUUGUUUGCAUUUGCAUGUAAUAUUUUGUUUUUAUAUUCAUAAAGCUCAGGGGCUAGCCAGUUGAUGCCUUAAAAACUGUCAAAUUAGUCUUUUUAUGCCCAUGUACCUGUGUAGAAAAGGCAAAAAAAAAAAAAAAUCUACUUCCCCUGCUGUAGGGAAGUAUUAACUUGCUACUUGGCUGUAACUGACUUCAUUGAAUUAAUGAAUCCCUAGCAUUAAUGCCCAUAAUACGAUUGAUAGAUUAUUCAGUUUCUUUAUCUUCCAGUAUGAAAAAUUUCUGUUUUUGGGUAUUUCUAGUAUCUUUGUUCAGUAUGUAUAUUUGUUCUCUGUCAGGUAAGAUUCUUUGUCUUUAUUUUCUGUUGUAUUCUGAUUCUCAGGUUUUUCCAUUUAAAUGUUUUUAAUUCUUGUACAAAUAUAAAUAGUGCUACAAAAGAAACAUGAAUCUCUCAUUAAUUUGAUUAUGGCCAGACACCACUGGGCAAUUAAGGGCAAAGGGAAGAAAAAGCUGUUCAGUUCUUCCUUGUUGUUAGUGCAUUGGUUUAAAUGCAUUUUUCAAGCCUGUCAUAACAAAUACUUUAUUUUAAUAGUGUAAAAUUUGUUAUAUAACUAAUCAGAAACAGAUACCGUAAGGACUAGUUUAACACCAUCUGGAAUUUUGGUCUGUUCCCCCACAUAGCCCUCUUUCAUCUGCUUGGGACUGGCAACUGGCAAAAAAGUUAUGUUUUCAUCAACGCCCUUAACUGUUAGUUGUCAUAACAAGGUUUUACACAGUGGACAGAUCUGAACCUUGAAGUAUGAUUUGAAAGGAUGGAGGAAUAGAGUUAGAAACCAAGAUAACAAUACAGAAAACAGGAAUACUGCCAAAGACUCAAAUUAAGAAUAUAAUACAGGAUUCGAAACUGCACAUUUUCAACAGGAACAUCAAAUUCAAAUUCCUUUGUGGUCCAGAGACCUGUAGACCAAAACCAUCAAGUUACAAACUGCAGUCAUUGAUUAACAAACAUCCAUGAAAAUUAUAGGAAUCGUUACCCCUAAUUCAUAACAGAGAGCUGCUGGUUGUUUCAAGCUUAUUGUUUAUAGACUGCACAAUUUACAAGCACAUUAUGAAAGUCUUCAGAUUGUAAGAGAUAAUAUUUGUAAAGUGGAUCAGAUCACUUAAAUCUAUCUAAAUUUAUCAGAUCACUUCUGUUUUUACCAGCUCACUGCCAAUUAUGAAACGGUGCAGAAAAGAAAGCUGUAGUAAAAUAAUUCAAUUAGUAUAUUAUUGUCAGAAAGGGCUACGGUCCAAGCUCUGUCUUUGUAGGGCUUGCCUGGUUUUCAUCCAGGUUCUUCCUACACCUACAGAGAUACUGUUUAAGUAAACAGAUACAUUUUAAAUGCCCUUGUUGUUUGAAUGUGUACAUAAGUGUCCUGUGACAGAAUGCAGUGUGGUCCAUGGUUUUUUUUUCUUUUUUUUUUCUUCCAUUUACAUCUUGCCAGAAGUUGUGGAUUCCCUUAACAUGAUGAUUACUGAAUGGUUAAUAAAAUGAAUGAAUGAUACAACUGUUUCUAAUGUGCUUAUGCUUUUUUUGUUUGGAUAUAUCUUACAAUAAUUGUAUCACUUAAAAUUUACAACACAGUAAAAUAAAAGGUAUAAUUGUUUAUUCAAACAACUUUCAAUA